Molecule: messenger RNA, 4174 nt
Organism: Mobula hypostoma (lesser devil ray)
Lineage: Eukaryota; Metazoa; Chordata; Chondrichthyes; Myliobatiformes; Myliobatidae
Gene: grna.1
Product: granulin a, tandem duplicate 1
Exons: 18
Coding region: 229-3126 (965 amino acids)
Cellular component (GO): extracellular region
Source: RefSeq, a predicted model, not a curated record
CCACGAGAGAUCAUUUCGAUCACAAAGACACUGGUCUUUUCUGAAGGCUUUCUCAAGAUUACUCAAGCAUUCCUUCCUCUUUGAUGAGUGUCAGAUGAGAACACUUUUGCCUAAAUAAUAUUGCUUGUUUUUUUUAAAUCAACACUGGCUCCACCUCCAGCUUCCAGAUGCUUUAAAAGGGGGACCUGACAGUACAGCAGAGUCUUUGGAAAAGGAUCAGCUAUCACAAUGUGGUCACUGAUAAAGGUGGUGCUCCUAUCCGCCUUGGCGUCUGCCACCCUGAGAUGUCCAGAUGGAAGUUCUUGCCUGGAAGAUUCAGCAUGCUGUAAACUUCCAGCUGGUGGUUAUGGCUGCUGCCCUGUGGAAGAGGAUGGUUUCAGCCGCCUAUCCGAAGCCCAGGUUCCUGAAAUGAAGUCAGGAGCUGAGAGCAGUCGUGUCGGCAGUAACAGUUCAAUAGUUAGGUGUGAUCACCUGUAUCACUGUCCAGAUUACUAUCUGUGCUGUAAGACAGACAGCGGACAUUGGACUUGCUGCCCACAUCCUUCGACAGUCUGUUGCUAUCGUGGUACCAAGUGCUGCCCUGCAGACAACACUCCUUCUUCUGCGGCACUGGAAGAUCGCACUGAUCCAGUGGAAGGUGAAUCACUGCCAGAGAUGGCAAUCCAGAGCAAUGACAUCAGCACUGGCCCAGCAAUCAGUGAUCAGGAUGGUUUCAGCCGCCUAUCCGAAGCCCAGGUUCCUGAAAUGAAGUCAGGAGCUGAGAGCAGUCGUGUCGGCAGUAACAGUUCAAUAGUUAGGUGUGAUCACCUUUAUCACUGUCCAGAUUACUAUCUGUGCUGUAAGACAGACAGCGGACAUUGGACUUGCUGCCCACAUCCUUCGACAGUCUGUUGCUAUCGUGGUACCAAGUGCUGCCCUGCAGACAACACUCCUUCUUCUGCGGCACUGGAAGAUCGCACUGAUCCAGUGGAAGGUGAAUCACUGCCAGAGAUGGCAAUCCAGAGCAAUGACAUCAGCACUGGCCCAGCAAUCAGUGAUCAGGAUGGUUUCAGCCGCCUAUCCGAAGCCCAGGUUCCUGAAAUGAAGUCAGGAGCUGAGAGCAGUCGUGUCGGCAGUAACAGUUCAAUAGUUAGGUGUGAUCACCUGUAUCACUGUCCAGAUUACUAUCUGUGCUGUAAGACAGACAGCGGACAUUGGACUUGCUGCCCACAUCCUUCGACAGUCUGUUGCUAUCGUGGUACCAAGUGCUGCCCUGCAGACAACACUCCUUCUUCUGCGGCACUGGAAGAUCGCACUGAUCCAGUGGAAGGUGAAUCACUGCCAGAGAUGGCAAUCCAGAGCAAUGACAUCAGCACUGGCCCAGCAAUCAGUGAUCAGGAUGGUUUCAGCCGCCUAUCCGAAGCCCAGGUUCCUGAAAUGAAGUCAGGAGCUGAGAGCAGUCGUGUCGGCAGUAACAGUUCAAUAGUUAGGUGUGAUCACCUGUAUCACUGUCCAGAUUACUAUCUGUGCUGUAAGACAGACAGCGGACAUUGGACUUGCUGCCCACAUCCUUCGACAGUCUGUUGCUAUCGUGGUACCAAGUGCUGCCCUGCAGACAACACUCCUUCUUCUGCGGCACUGGAAGAUCGCACUGAUCCAGUGGAAGGUGAAUCACUGCCAGAGAUGGCAAUCCAGAGCAAUGACAUCAGCACUGGCCCAGCAAUCAGUGAUCAGGAUGGUUUCAGCCGCCUAUCCGAAGCCCAGGUUCCUGAAAUGAAGUCAGGAGCUGAGAGCAGUCGUGUCGGCAGUAACAGUUCAAUAGUUAGGUGUGAUCACCUGUAUCACUGUCCAGAUUACUAUCUGUGCUGUAAGACAGACAGCGGACAUUGGACUUGCUGCCCACAUCCUUCGACAGUCUGUUGCUAUCGUGGUACCAAGUGCUGCCCUGCAGACAACACUCCUUCUUCUGCGGCACUGGAAGAUCGCACUGAUCCAGUGGAAGGUGAAUCACUGCCAGAGAUGGCAAUCCAGAGCAAUGACAUCAGCACUGGCCCAGCAAUCAGUGAUCAGGAUGGUUUCAGCCGCCUAUCCGAAGUCCAGGUUCCUGAAAUGAAGUCAGGAGCUGAGAGCAGUCGUGUCGGCAGUAACAGUUCAAUAGUUAGGUGUGAUCACCUGUAUCACUGUCCAGAUUACUAUCUGUGCUGUAAGACAGACAGCGGACAUUGGACUUGCUGCCCACAUCCUUCGACAGUCUGUUGCUAUCGUGGUACCAAGUGCUGCCCUGCAGACAACACUCCUUCUUCUGCGGCACUGGAAGAUCGCACUGAUCCAGUGGAAGGUGAAUCACUGCCAGAGAUGGCAAUCCAGAGCAAUGACAUCAGCACUGGCCCAGCAAUCAGUGAUCAGGAUGGUUUCAGCCGCCUAUCCGAAGCCCAGGUUCCUGAAAUGAAGUCAGGAGCUGAGAGCAGUCGUGUCGGCAGUAACAGUUCAAUAGUUAGGUGUGAUCACCUGUAUCACUGUCCAGAUUACUAUCUGUGCUGUAAGACAGACAGCGGACAUUGGACUUGCUGCCCACAUCCUUCGACAGUCUGUUGCUAUCGUGGUACCAAGUGCUGCCCUGCAGACAACACUCCUUCUUCUGCGGCACUGGAAGAUCGCACUGAUCCAGUGGAAGGUGAAUCACUGCCAGAGAUGGCAAUCCAGAGCAAUGACAUCAGCACUGGCCCAGCAAUCAGUGAUCAGGCUAAGUGUUGUAAGGAUGGUGGAAACUGCUGCCCCCCUGGCACCGAAUGUGACCCCCAAAGUUCUAAGUGUCGCAAGGAUGAUGUCAGCUUCCCCUGGGGCAUCAAGAAGCCUGCACUGAGAAUAUCCGAGGCUCAGCAAAACUGUGAAGGCAGUGACUGCUCAGUCACUCGAUGUGAUGAUACCCACGUCUGCAAAGCUGGAACUUCCUGUUGUAAAAUGUCAAACCAUCAAUGGGGGUGCUGCCCAUACCCUGAUGCUCACUGCUGUUGGGACGGAAAACACUGUUGUCCUCAUUAUCACUGGUGUGAUACUAAAACCAAUCGCUGCAGGAGGUGGUGGCCUCCUAACGAAUGGAAACAGAUUUCAUCAACCAAAUACGACAAAGGAUCUGAAAACCUUUAAGGCCAUUGUGACCAUUUGCUGCUUUGCAUUUAAGUUCAUAGAUGCAAGCAUGCUUUUCUGCCCUGCAGCUAUUAAAACUGUUGGAACCCACAUUUAGUUAUCAUGGUUAUUGUUGCUUUUUGCCAUACAUUUCUAGCAAUCAAGUUUAAAACUAUCCAGUUUAUUCAAUUUGCUGGUGAUGUUUCUUGAGAGCAGGGGUUCCCAUCAUUUUUUAAGCCAUGGGCCCCUACCAUUAACCAAAGGGCCCCAUGUUGGAAAUCCCUGCUCUAGAAGAUGUUUUUUUGAGGAAUUAAUCAGAUUAUCAAAUUUCUGGCAAUUGUUGUAUGAUAAUUAUUUACAGUUUUUAUCUGUGAACACCUGUUUUGUAUGCUGAUCUUGGCGAUUUCCUUGCAAAUGCUUCAUCACUAUAUGAAGAUACAUCAUCAGUAUGCUGUUAAUUGUGGUGUAUCCUUCAAAUUCUUAGCCUUUGGCUGAUUGGUCAUCAUUACAGAAACUUAAUUGUGAUGUAGGGGGGAAAUCUCUUUGCUGAUUGGUUGUGUGAUGAACUUGGUAUGUUGUGAUCUGGAGUAUUGAGUCAUAAAUGGGAUCAAUGUCUACAUGUCUGUUUACAGAAUUGUUUGUGGAAAACCAUGCAAUUCUGUAACAGACAUGCAGACAUCGAUCCUAUUUAUGAGCCAAUGCGGGCAAAAUUCCCGACCACAAUGCUCGAAGUUCACCACACAGCCAAUCCAUGACAAGACUUCCUCACUACUUCACAAUUGAGUUUCUGUAAUGAGUUUCAGCAGAUUGAUAAAUAUAUAAAGGCCAAGUAUUCGGAAGGCUUGUCACAAUUAACAGCACCCUGAUGAUGUCUCCUCGCAAGGUGAUGAAAUGUUUGCAAGUAAAUUGCCAAGAUCGGAGAACAAUCCAACCCAAGCAUCAGCCACCUGAGCGACAGAUUUUCUUAAUUAUUUUCAACCUUUAUUGUACUAUUUGUAAUCAAACAAGCACCAAAAUAUGACUCCAGUUCAAUUAUUAAGUUGAUUAAAAGCUUUUAUAUGCAAUUGAA